Gambusia affinis (western mosquitofish) is the source of this 3310-nucleotide messenger RNA. Its product is annotated as rho GTPase-activating protein 40. The transcript is spliced from 15 exons. Gene Ontology annotation, biological process: signal transduction; regulation of actin filament polymerization; regulation of small GTPase mediated signal transduction. Bases 225 to 2270 code for a protein of 681 amino acids. The record is from RefSeq and is a predicted model, not a curated record. Lineage: Eukaryota; Metazoa; Chordata; Actinopteri; Cyprinodontiformes; Poeciliidae. Gene Ontology annotation, molecular function: GTPase activator activity. Gene Ontology annotation, cellular component: cytoplasm.
CUCAAAGUGGCAGGGGGAAGGGACAGGUGUGAAUGUUUUCAUGGUAGGAGCCUCGUCACUUGUCCUAUUGCAUUCCAGCCUGCAUCACUUCAUACGACAGCUCAGAGGAACCCAAACCACUGACAGAUGUAGAUCACUCUCACAUGGUGUCCGGUCAGCGACGCUGGAUAAAGCUAGAUUUUGUACAGAGAUUGUAAUUCCCGGAUUGCUUUGGCCGUGUGGACAUGAGAGGCAGAGAGAAGGUAGUGCUGAGCAGAAUGGAGCCGAAGAUGCAGUUUUCACAUACCAGAAUAAAUCGUUUCAAGUUUGGGCUAAAUCAUAGCAUGUGGGAAACAAAGCACAUGAAGAAGACAAGCAGCAAAAAAAAAGCCAGAGAUCCCAGCCCCACCGAGAUGAGCGUGGACCCCUGGGCCAGCCCGCAGGACCAGGCAGCCGCUGAGCACACUCGCAGCAAGAACUCACCAGCAGCACAGGAGCAGGAGCAGCCGGAUAAACUGUGCCUGGAAUCGUUCUGGAGCGAGGUUGAGACCAUCCGACAGGGGUGUGGCGAGGUGGAUCUCGACCCCACCAGGAGAGACUCCAGACAGUCAGAAGAAGGGGAACAGGAGGAGCAGUGGCUGGCCGAUGCUGGCUUAUCGACCCUUAUCAGCGAGGACAGCGAGGAUGUAGACAAGGCCGUGCUGCUCUCCACUCUGACCCGGACGCAGGCAGAAGCUGUUCAGCGUCGCCUGGAUUCCUACACGUUAUCCCGCCGCAAAAAGAACAAGCUGCCGCCCAGAGACGUUCGGGACAUCUUCAGCUCCCCCAUUGCUCAGGCCCUGCUGCCAGAAUCUCAGAACAGCAAAGACCUUCCUCAGAACAGUAUGGCUUCAGUUGCCAAAAUGCCUUUCUCAGCAGUGACACCGGAGCAUCAGCGGGCUGCCCCUAAGGAGGAAUUCCUCAUCACUGACAUUGCUUACUGUGAACAAGCCGUGAUCUUUAUUAAACAGGCCAAUUUUCCACUGAACAACAUCCCACACAGGAAGGAAGAUGGCACCCUGCCUCGGGUGAUCUGCCCUAAGUGCCGCCUCGGAGUAACUCGUAUUCAAGAUCUCUCCCACGUCGACAUGAAGAAGGUUCGUCAGUUGGCUCUUAUCGACAUGACGGCGCUCUGCGACCUCUUGGAGCUAGAGGUUAAAAGGCACAAAACUGGAAAAAGGAAAAUCGCAGAGAGCACACUGUUUGGGGUACCGCUGGCCACGCUGCUGGAAACUGAUCAGAAAAUCAGACCUAACACCUCAAUUCCUCUCUUUCUGCACACGCUGCUGUCGUUUCUGGAAAAGAAAGGAGUCGAUUCAGAGGGGAUCCUGCGGGUUCCAGGAUCUCAAUCUAGGAUAAAGCUGCUACAGCAGAAUCUGGAGGCCAAUUUUUACAAAGGCCGUUUCAUCUGGGAUGAAGUGAGUCCAAAUGAUGCUGCUGCCCUCUUGAAGAAGUUCAUCCGAGAGCUUCCUGACCCACUGCUCACUGCAGAAUACCUCAACACCUUCAGCGCCGUCAGAGACAUUACAGAACUGAGGCAGAAACUGCACAUGUUGAACCUGCUCAUCCUGCUGCUCCCUGAGCCCAACAGGAGCACACUGAAGGCCCUGCUGGAGUUCCUCAGUAAGGUGGUCAACAGAGAGAAGAAGAACAGGAUGAACCUGUGGGCUGUGGCAACCAUCAUGGCUCCCAACCUCUUCCUCCAUAAGGCCGUCCCGAGCCGACUGACAGAUGGGGCAGAGAAAGGACAGGCGGAGAAAGCAGCUGAUGUGAUGAGGCUUCUCAUUCGUUACCAAGACCUCCUCUGGACAGUUCCUAACUUCCUCAUGAGCCAGGUGCGUCAGCUAAAUGAGAACAGUAACCGUCGCUAUCAGUUCAAGAACCUGCUGAGAAAGAUCCAGCCAGACAGCAGAGAAAAACCAGAGAAAAACUCAGAGCCACGUCGCACUAUAAAAAUCCAGGUGGGAGAUCUGGUGAACGGCACGAUGGAGUUCCAGCUCAACAUUAACUGCAGAACGUCGGACCUGCUCGCCCAGUUUUACCGCCAGUUCCUCCGCAGCCCAGAAAAUGGAAAGGGGAAAAUGCGAAGAAACGGCUCAGUGGGAUACCCAGACUGUGCCCUGUAUGAAGUAGGAGGGAAUAUUGGAGAGCACUGUUUGGACUCUGAGACGCAUCUCCUGGAUCUGUACAACAGUAACCCUGGAGGAGAAUGGGUCAUCAAAACGAAGCCCAACGGAGGCAGAGGGCAGUGACACGGAGCCUGCUGAACAACUGAUGGACAGAUCGAGGAACAGAUUUCAGAGAGAUGAAGACCUCUUCUUAAAAGCUCCUCACAGUUCCUGCUCUUCCUCGGAGCAACAAGCAGGAAGGGGAACAGAUGGAGCCAACAGAAGCAUUUUUCUGCCUGGAGCAGAGUUGAGAAUUUCUGAUCCCUGCUUUUUGUCUCCGUCUCUGCCUUUCACUUCGCUGCGCUCCAUCUUCUCCUCCUCCUUCCUCUCUUUGGACGAUCAUUUCUUUGGUUGCUGCACUGCUGCAAGCAAAAAGCUGCUAACAUGACUCAUUACUUCAAGUGGAGAACCUGCUGCACAGAAAGCAAAACGGAACAGCGAAGAGACGGAGGGAGUAGCCGGACAGUUGGCUUUGACGUAUUUUCUCUGAAGCAGUCGUCUCCAGCUACAAGUGAACAGAUGGGGAUGCAGAGAACCUCUGGCUAUCCUGAGCCCUCCACACGCCUCAACUUCACCUCAUACCAGCUUCUGCUCCACAUACACGUUUUUGUGGCUUUACUCCAAAGGGAAUACAAGGAUAUAUGGGUUUUCUGUAUAUAUUUUAAACAAAAACAGGACCCAAGAUGUGUUAAUAUUUAGUUAAGGUGAAUAUUUUAAAGAAAAGCAGAACAAAAAAAAUCUUCCAGCAGACUGGGGCAAAAUUUUGCAAACAAAAAAACAAAAACAUAAUGCCUUUAUUACUAGAGAUGCACCAAUAAUUCAGUCUGAGAUCUAAAUCUGACAAUUGUUUUUUCAGUCAGCUAUUAUUGGAGGGGAGCUAUUAUUUCUCCUCCAUUUCAUUUAAUGCAUCAAAUUAAGGACUUCUAUUUUUCAUCUAUAAAUGUGUUAAUCAUCAGCAAAACUGUUCAUGUUCCUUUUUGAGUUUAUAGAAUAAAAAUCAGACGUGAAAGAGGAGAUAUGUUUUGAUGCUUAAAUGAAGAUGAUCUUAUCAUUCCUUCAUUUUGUCAGUUUCAGUUUUUCUGUAAAAGAACCUGCCAUACAUUUUUCUCUUUAGCGCCAAAGGU